Messenger RNA from Salvelinus fontinalis (brook trout), 6579 nucleotides. RefSeq lists its product as uncharacterized. The transcript is spliced from 32 exons. The record is from RefSeq and is a predicted model, not a curated record. The coding region runs from base 820 to 6552 and encodes 1910 amino acids. Lineage: Eukaryota; Metazoa; Chordata; Actinopteri; Salmoniformes; Salmonidae.
AGUUGAAGGGUGAAGUGGAGCGUUCACGAGCGUCAGAACUUCAACGAUUUUGCGCAGCUUCACAGAUUUAUAAACACUGUUCAGGAUGAUUGUAUCUAGGACUAUAAUAGGAACCAAUGUAUAUGACAGACAGAUUUGUGAAAAAACGGAACAAAAUGCAGCGUACUUCACAUUUUGAGCAUACCACGUUAUCAGUUUAUGUACGUAUACACACUCGAUGCGGGGAGUAAGUUUUUGGACAUGUUUUCCUGAAAGUGUAUAAUUAAUUCACUGUUACGGUGCGUAACAUCCUAGACAGUAUAGCCUGAUUUCGGAUUAAAUAAACAUUGCGAUACCAAGUCCAGUGUUUGCAUGGUUUCGACGCAAGUUUAAUCUUUGGUCUGAAUAGAAGUAGUCGAAGUAUGUCAUCUGCUGCGCACGAUCCCGCCAUGCAGUCGACUUUGGACCAGAGCAAAUUGGCUCCACAGAACUUGCUGUCAAAUACAUAAAACGAUAUUGAAACGGGUCCUGUACAUGAAUGAGGGCCACAAGGGGAUCUAGGGCCACAGCGACCGCAAACAGCAGCAAACUUCUUCAGGUCUGACUUGGGGGAGGAGGGUUGUGUGGUCUCCACCCUCUACCCUUUCCUGCAGGACUUGUUUCCUCCCGAAUCCUUCUAUUCUCUCCAUUAAACAAAGCAGGCCACAACAGUCCCAGACUGAGGCAGUGUAGACAGUGUAGACACACUUGGUCUUGUCCCUAUUUUACACUUAAUUGACUGGGGAAAUAUAAAGAACCCAGACUUUUUUUCCGCUGUUGUUUUUUAGCUAGAUUAUUAGUAUGAGUCUUCCUCCCCAGCAGAAAGUGAUCCCUGAUAAGAGUGGGGGCAAACAUCGGGCUGUAGCUGCCAUGAAGGAGCCCUCAGUGCAGCACGUCGUGGCUCCUGAUGUCUUCUAUGGUGGUAUGGGCCCACCGGCUCUGGAGUCUGCUCACGGGGUUGUUGAGCCUGGAGGCCACGGCUCUGGGGUUUUCAACCCAGAGAAGGGGCCCCAAAGUCGGGCUCACUACCAGCAGACUGCCCCUGUCAAAUGGAUGCACCAGGACCCCAUCCAGGCCCCUGGCUGGUCUCAGGAAGCUCCCGGGCCCAAGCCAACCAAUCCAUGGGGGCAGAACUUUGGCCCGUAUAUGGGCGGCUUGAACAACGUUAGGGGCCAGGUGGCUUUCCCCAAGGGGAGCCACGAUGGAGGAGCUGCUUUGCAGAUGGUGCCAGCAGAGAAGCAGGCUCCAGGAUCCAUGGCCCAGGAUAGGGGCUUAGAGUGGGAGCAGCAUGGUGCGGCGGCCGCCAUACGCCAAGCCCAGCUCCAGGCCCUCCAGCAGGGCCAUAAGGGUGUAGCCCUCCAGGCUCAGAACCCCCAUGCUCCCCCCUCUCACCCCUCCAUGCCACAAGGGUCCUUGUUGCAACCCUUCCAGCUGGCGUUUGGACCCACCAAGCAACACCUUCCAUCUGGUUACUACCAGGUGUUCCAAGGGGGAACCAAAGCCAGGCCCAACCUGAACUACAACGAGCAGUCUAAAGCCCAGCAACAACACCAACUGAUGCAGCUUCAGAUGCAACAGCAGCACCAAAUGCAUCAACAACAGCACCAGUUGCAGCAGCACCAGUUGCAGCACCAGCACCAAAUGCAACAGCAUCAGCUCCAACUGCAGCAGCAAAUGCAACAGCAGUUUCACAAGCAGCAACUACAACAGGAGCAACGGCAACAAAUUCACCAGUUGCAGCAACAGCAGCAACCACACAGUUUACCGCCGCAAGAAAUACUGCAGCCACAGUCUCAGCAAAAGCAGCAGCCAAACCAACACUUCCUUAGCUACCACCAGCCCCCUGACAACUGUCCGUCUAGCGCUAGACCCCCACCCUCUCAGAAGUACAAGCCUCCGUCUGUGGAAACUCAUGGACAGGGACAGACACCGGAAGUAGAGACCCCAUCCACUGAUCUGUCAAGCCCACCCUGCAACCCCUGCCUUCCAAUGGUCUCACCUAACCCCAUGUCACCCUCCUCCUCCUCCGACGCACCUUUGGCUGCCCCCCGCCGCUCCCGCCGCCUCUCCAGGGACGGGCUGUCCCCCCUGGGGGGCCCUCCCUCAUUAACCUCCUGGAAACAGACCUCCAGGGAGGUACCCCAGAACGGCGUGGUGGCCGGAGGAGAGGAAGGGAGGAUGGGGGAGGGCCAGGGUCCCACGGGGGGGGUCAUCCAGAGUACCCGUCGGAGGGCGUCGAAAGAGAUCAAUCUGGAGACUCUGGCCCAGAAGGCUUCCGAGAUGGAGUCGAUGCCCGCUGCCAAGGUUGCCAAGACAUCCAAGCAGCUGCAGGAGGGUCCUACAGGCAGACAGGCUGGCAUGGUGCCCUUGGUUAUACCCGUGUCGGUGCCAGUGCGUCAGGGUCAGACAGCCCCUCCGGGCACCUGGCUUUACGGGCGCCUCCCGAGUCAGCACCCCCUGCUCCUGCCCCAGCCCAAACACAAGCCCUCUGUCAUUGUGGCCCGGCGCCGUUCCCUGAGGAACUCCUUGUCGGAAAGCUUCAGCCAGGACGAGGAGAGCAACGCGGGGCAGGAGAAUGAUGGGAAAUUGGCCAAGCACAAACAGCGUCCUCGUCCUGAGCCGCUCUUCAUCCCUCCGCCCAAACCGACCACGUUCAUCGUUCCCUCGGUCUACUCCGCCAUCACUCCCUACCAGAGCCACCUACGCUCACCCAUCCGCUUGCCCGACCACCCCUUCACAAUGCCGCCCUACACCCCGCCUCCCAUCCUGUCACCGGUGCGCGGGGGCUCAGGGCUCUACUUCUCCACCUUCCUGUCCUCCAUCACCACCAGCAACCAAACCCUGCAACCACCGCCCAUUACACCCAAGUCAAACUCGCGCAGCCUGCUGCAUUCCACCAGCUCUACAGACAUCACACCCCUGGUCCUCCCUUUGAUCACCGACGCCACACCUGUCAGCUUUGACCCGCGUAUUAACAUUGGUCUGCAGUACCAGGCAGAGGUGCCAGAGCUGCAGCGAGACUGCUCGCUGACCCAGUGGGACCAGCACAAGGCUGACCUGGUCUGGCUCCCCAUGAAGGAAUCCCAGCUACGCCACGCAGUGCAGGAGACUGUGGAUGACCUGAUGAGCCUGGCCUGCUCAUGCGCUCUGUAUGGCGGAGGCACCAAUCAAGAGUUGGCCCUUCACUGUCUGCAUGAGUGCGGGGGCAAUGUCCUUGAGGCCCUGGCAUUCCUGCUGCUCAAGGAGCCCAUUUUCUCUAAAGGCCAUCACCUGGCAGACUAUCACUACUCAGGAUCAGACAGUUGGACUCCCUCAGAGAAGCGCUACUUCAACAAAGGCAUCUCUGCCUACAGGAAGGACUUCUUCAUGGUGCAGAAAUUGGUGCGGACUAAGACAGUGGCACAGUGUGUGGAGUUCUACUACACGUAUAAGAAACGGGUGAAGAUCGGUCGCAGUGGAACCCUUACCUACGGACCUUCAGAGUCACCAGCGGCGAAACACACAGAGGCAGUAUUGGAUGUCAAAAGAGAAGACAACAGGAAGUGGGAAGGGUCAUGUGAACGGGGUAAAGAUGGCAGCCAGUUGAGGGUUAACCAGACACUACAGGCUCACGACAAUACAGGAGCAGUGCUAGGACACAAGGACCAGAAUACUGUACAAAAGGUGGGGCCUCACCAUCCAACCCCUCCCUUUGCACUCCGAAAUCCUCGUCCCGAGUCUGCAGGGAAGAAGAGCAGAGCGCCCCCAAAGCCCCCGGGCGACCCAGAGGGAGUGUUCCCCUGCAAGAAGUGUAGUAGUGUGACAUGGAUUUUCCUAGCUGUUGCAGUCUCUGGUCUGUUCCAGAGGCCUAGUUCCAAGCCCAGUUCACAUCCAGAUGGUGGUUUGAGGUCUGAGUGCCUUUGGAAUAUCGUGAGGAUAACAUUGGACGAAGCUCUGGCUGUGGGGAGCCAGCUAGAAAUUGCUGCCAUCAAUGGCACUGACAUUAUACCUUUGUCGCCCACCUUGGCUGCCCAGUGUGGAUACAGCAUGGACUCUGACCCUUGGGGGAACACUAAAGUCUUUGUGUCCUUGUUGGGCUGUUAUGUUGACAACCAGGCGGAUGAGACAUUUAACCUUGGCCUGCGAUUCCAAAUGUAUGGCGAUGGCCUGUCAAAGCAGGUCCAGCAUGACGUGACCGAGACAUGCAGCUACUCCCGCUGGGCGUCCCGGGAAAUUCUCUGUGACAGGAACUACAUGGAGGUGUCAACCCUCAUGGUCACUCCAGAAGUCCCAGUCACCAUGGAUGGCCAGAAAGUUCAAGAGACCUGGCAGGAUGCCAUCCCUGACGCCGUUGCGCCAAACAGCAUCUGGAAGAUGACAUUCCACACCCCUGACUCGAAGGUCAUGGUGCUGAAGGAUGCUCACCGAGCUGGCUACGGUGCAAUGACUACCCCAACAAGACUGGUGUUGCGAAGCCCCUACAACAUGCCGGAGACCUACGCUGAAGAAGUGGCAGGAGUUCCCAUGGAGGUCUUCAGUGUGUCCACUUACUACAAGCAGGUUCGCAGGUUGGCCAUCAUGGUUUCGACUGCUGUCUGUCCUACAGGUGGCUUGAUCUUCACUGAUGAGGUGAUCACCUGGUACGUGCCUCGCCGCAUCCCCACGCUGAGCUCUAGCGCCGUCAAGAUCCUGGAGACUCACAUGGGCAUUGAUGGCCAGAGGUUGGACAAAACCAUGAUGGCCAUCAGACGCUACAAGCUGUCAAUCACAGAGUCUCAUGUUGUCAUUGAGCUUCCUGUGGAGUCACCUGAUGGCUACUACAAGAGUCACGCUCCAGAUUAUUCAUACCACAUAACCUACACUGUUGAACCCAUGCUUGAGUUGCUGUGGAGGGCAGAGGACACACAGGCUGACACGAGAUAUAAAGUCCUCUUUCCCAUCACUACCCCUCUGAUGCCCAGGCCUCCACAUGUUACUGAAAACAUAGUUCCUGAGCAGAAGGUGUUCAAUGUCCUUUUAGGGACCUUCCUCCAUGAUGUGGUGCUGAUUAACAUUACUUUCACUACUGGGGUGCUGACUGUCACGGAGUGCAAUGCCAGAGGCUUUGACUUUCAGGAGCACCGCUUCGCCAACAGCUCAAAGACCUUCUCGCUGCAAGUGCCCUUCUCGGAUGAAGUUGUCCUGAAACAUAACCCUAAUCCCUUGACAACUGUCUACUUCCUCCCUCUGGUCUUCGGUCUGCUCAUCCUGCCUGAACAAAUCCCAUUCCCCCACCCUGUGGAGCUGGAGGCCUCCCUGGAAGAUGUUGUUCCUCCCACCACCACCGGAUUCUGCGACCAGGAAAAUUUCUACAUUUCUGUGAAAUAUGGGAGCCAAGGGGACAACUUCCAAAUCAUGAUGCUUCAUGCUGGUUCAUGGCGGGAGCUAGACAUUGAGCUGUAUAGUCCCACUGACAACAGCACUCACGUCAGUAUCGUAGUGCCGUACACCGCUCCUGAUACAGUUUUUGAGAUGGUGCAGUCUGACUCUAUCAGAGCCAGAGUAGACUUGUUGCUCUUGGAGACCCCUAACAUGUGGCAACUCAACGACCUCUCGCUUGCCUGCUACUUCCCCUUAAUCAUGACUGAGUGCUACUCCAAUGGCACAGUGACUGCACUGGCAGUGAAGGUGGAAUCUGUUCGCAACCUAAACCCUGAAUACCUGACCUUGAGUGACCAGUCAUGUAAACCUGUCUUCAGCAAUGACCGCUUUGCCUUCUUCUCCUUCAGCCUCAACUCCUGUGGCACCACCAGAACAUUCUUUGACAAUGUCAUGGUGUACGAGAAUGAAAUCGCCAUUCACCACAGCAUGGGCAAACAUCAAAGUAGGAAAGGUCUAAUCAAUCCAGACUAUCGGCACACAGUCUCCUGCUACUACCUGCUCAACGACGCUGACACCAUGGCAUUCCGCACUACGCCAAGGAACAGCGACCCUAAGGCUGAUCCUGGAGUGGGACAGCUAGUGGUCCAAAUGAGACAAGCCCAGGAGGUUUCUUAUGACUUAUUCUACCAAACUGAGGACUACCCAGUGGUGAAGUACUUGAAACAGCCUCUGUAUUUUGAGGUGGAGCUGAUGCGGUCUACUGACCCUCGGCUUGCACUGGUCUUGGAGAACUGCUGGGCAACUCUACAUGAGGACAGGACCACUCUACCUAGCUGGGACCUCAUUGUGGACGGUUGUGAGAAUCUUGAUGACCGCUACAUCCUAGUCUUCCAUCCAGUUGUUGCAGACGUCAGGGUUCAUGUACCCACUCACAUCAAACGCUUCUCAGUCAAGAUGUUCACCUUCAUCACGGAUGGGACGGUCCUGAAAGAACAGAUCUUUGUUCAUUGUGAUGCAGUCCUCUGCGACACCACCAAACCUGAUGGCAUCUGCUCUGGCCAGUGUGCAAGCCCCCUUAGGAACGCAGAGCCUCUCAAACCAACUGGCUCAAGAAGUCGCAGAGCUGCAGACAUCAGCCAUCUGCAGAUCUCAUCUGGACCUAUUCUUCUGUCUGGCUCAUUUAACUUUGUUUAAAAAAAUGUAAUAAAAGUAUUCCUUUUA